Messenger RNA from Tilletiopsis washingtonensis, 2693 nucleotides. RefSeq lists its product as hypothetical. The coding region runs from base 62 to 2494 and encodes 810 amino acids. NCBI's taxonomy places the organism in Eukaryota, Fungi, Basidiomycota, Exobasidiomycetes, Entylomatales. The record is from RefSeq and is a predicted model, not a curated record. Gene Ontology annotation, molecular function: mRNA binding. Gene Ontology annotation, cellular component: cytoplasmic stress granule. The transcript has 3 exons. Gene Ontology annotation, biological process: mRNA splicing, via spliceosome.
GUUCUUGUUUCACUCCUUGCCUUCCUCUUCCCUUCGUCGCACUUCACCACCCAUGCGCAACAUGCCUGCGUCGACGCCCGACAUCAUGGGCGCCACGGCCGCGCUCAGCAAGGUCUCGCUCGACGGCGCGAGUGCUGAGCAGCUCAAGACUCCGCGUGCCGCGCCGAGCGCCGCCGCCGCCGCUCCUCCGCAGGUGCCAGUCUCGGGCCCGGGCCUGGUCGACAACAACUUUGCGCUGCGCCAGCUGCUCUUCCACGUCAACCCAUUCCUCGCCGAGAUGAUGAAGCGCACGAGCUCGCAGUCGUACGACGCCUCGCCCGCCGUGCUGGCGGCGCCCGGCGGCGCGGGCAACGGCUCGCUCGACCCGCUCGGCCAGGCGGCCCUGCCGAGCAGCCUUGCCGACGGCAUCAACAAGAAGGCGCGCUUCGUCUCCGAGGGCCACGUGCCCGCCUUCAACUACCCAACGUCGGCGCCGGCCAGCCAGACGUUUGGCGACCUCUCGCCGGGCGUGCAGCAUGCCAACCUGUACUCGCAGCAGCAACAGCAGCAGCAGGGCGGCAACCGCAGCAUCUCGCUCGGCAUGAUGGGCCUCUCGACUGGCGGCCAGACGCCCGGCGCGCCCGCGCCGAGCUCGCCGUUCGUGCAGCACGCCUACGCGCCGGCGCCGCUGAACCUGGCGUCGAACAACGCGCUCAUGGGCGGCCUCAACGGCGGCGCCUUUAGCCCGCUCAGCGCCGGCCCGCAGUCGGUCUCCUACCUCAUGCCGGGCAUGCCGGGCCACGAGCAGCAGCAACAGCAGCAGGCGCAGCUGCAGUCGCCCAUGAGCGCCAUGAGCGCCAUGUACGCCAACUUUUCGCCGGGCGCCUUCGGCGCCAGCCCGGGCCUGGGCCAGUUUGUGCCGAACAUGGGCAUGAUGUCUGCGCCGCCGCAGGGCAACCAGACGGGGCGCACCGUCUACGUGGGCAACCUGCCCGCCGACGCGUCCGUCGAUGAACUGCUCAACCAGGUCAAGUUUGGGCCCAUCGAAAACGUGCGCAUCCUGGCCGAGAAGAACUGCGCCUUCAUCUCGUUCCUCGACGGCGGCACGGCCGCGGCCUUCCACGCCGACGCGUCGGUCAAGAAGAUGUCGCUGCACAACCAGGAGCUCAAGAUCGGGUGGGGCAAGCCGUCGACGUGCCCCACGCCCGUCGCCAUGGCCGUGCAGCAGAGCCAGGCCACGCGCAACGUGUACCUGGGCCAGCUCGACGAGAGCGUCACGGAGCAGUCGCUGCGCGACGAUCUCUCGCGCUUCGGGCCCAUCGACCAGGUCAAGAUUGUGCGCGACAAGAACAUUGGCUUCGUGCACUUCCUCUCCAUCACCACCGCCAUGAAGGUCGUCGCGACGCUGCCGACGGAGCCGGCGUGGACGGGCAAGCGCGUCAACUACGGCAAGGACCGCUGCGCGUACGUGCCGCGCAGCCAGCAGCAGAACCAGCAGCACAACAACCAGGCCGCGGCCAUGGGCAUGGCGGCCGCGGCGUCGCUCGGCUACCCGACGGCCUUCAGCGCCACGUCCGUCGGCUUUCCCGGCAUGCCCAACGCGGCGUUUGGCGCCCUCGGUCCCGCCAGCGCGCCGCCGGGCAUGGGCUUCGGCCUCGGCAUGCCCUCGAGCGCCAACGCCGAGGAGCAGGCGCGUUCGGCGUCGAGCGGCUCGGCCUUUGGCGUUGCAGCUGCGGCGAUGCUCGGCGGCGGCGCCAAUGCGGCGCCCAACUCGACGGCCCUCUCGCAGAUCGGCAACCGCACCGUCUACCUCGGCAACAUUCACCCCGAGACGACGACCGAGGAGAUCUGCAACCACGUGCGCGGCGGCAUUUUGCAGAACGUGCGCUACAUUGCCGAGAAGCACAUUGCCUUCCUCACCUUUGUCGACGCCAACACGGCGCUGGCCUUCUUCCAUCUCGCGUCCUACUCGGGCGUCAUGAUCCACAACCGCCGCCUCAAGAUCGGCUGGGGCAAGCACUCGGGCCCGCUCAGCCCGGCCAUCGCCAUGGCCGUGCAGGCGGGCGGCAGCCGCAACGUGUACGUCGGCAACAUCGAGAAUGCCGACGUGCUCAACGACGAGAAGCUGCGGCGCGACUUUGGCGAGUAUGGCGAGAUUGAGCUCGUCAACAGCCUGCGGGAGAAGAACUGCGCGUUUGUCAACUUCUGCAACAUCCAAAACGCCAUCAAGGCCAUCGAGGCGAUGAAGAACCACCCGGACUACCAGACGUGUCGCAUCGCCUACGGCAAGGACCGAUGCGGCAACCCGCCGCGCAGCGUCACGCAGACGCUCAACGCCGGCGGCGCACGCAAGGCCAGCGGCUCCAUGUCGCCCAACCCCAACGCCGGCGGCGCAGACGACUCGAUCAUCUCCAUCGCCACGGACGCCGGCACGGCGCACGAGGCGGACGCUGCGCCGGCAGUCGCUUCGGGCGUCGUCGGCAGCGCAGACGCCGAGGCCAAGGCCGAUGCGUGAUUUGCCCCCUUCCUCUUCCCUCACUCUCUAGACCUGCCUGUCUAUUAUCCAGGUCGCCCUGACGCAGAGCUCGCCACGCUUCGUCUUGCGCCCCAUCUUCCCCACCGUCAUGACCCCGACCCACUGCGCGCCUGCCGCAGGACCCCUCUGUGUGUGCUGCCCGUGCUCUGCUGCAAUACCUAGCUCGUUUCGAUCUGAU